CGCAACCCCUAUUACCGUCCAUAUGCCAUCUCCCGGGUAUAGCUCCAAGCUGUCUCUUUCUUCCACCAUAAUGACCGCUCCUUUGUCAUGACAUCAACAUGGCAUCUUGGUUCCGGGCACAAAAGAGUGUCACCCGACUCUUCCUUCGCGCCACACAUAAUGAUCCCCUUGCCAGCGUCUUUUACAUCCUAUCCAUCCACCUUGCCACUUCUAAUGCUUCCAUAGCUUGUAUACGCAUCCUCCAUUGACCAACGUUACAACAACAACAACAAGAAAUACCCUGGUGUUGACCUUAUACCAAUGUGGGGAGGCUACUGGGCACCAUUCCAGAGCAUGUACGGCGGGUAUGGGGGCUAUGGAUCGAUGAUGAGUCCCUACUUUGCGGGGGGGUUGGGUACGCCUUUCGGGAUGAACGCUCUCGGUUAUGGAAUGGGUGCUGCUAUGAAUCCUCCCAUGUACGGCAUAAGCUCCAUGGGCAUCGGCAACCCGUACGCCUAUACGGGGAUGUAUGGCCUGCCUGAUUGAGUACCGCGCCA
Molecule: messenger RNA, 536 nt
Organism: Cryptococcus amylolentus CBS 6039
Lineage: Eukaryota; Fungi; Basidiomycota; Tremellomycetes; Tremellales; Cryptococcaceae
Exons: 4
Coding region: 301-525 (74 amino acids)
Source: RefSeq, a predicted model, not a curated record